UGCGCCUCAGCUUGCUUAUAGAUUGUCGUUCUGGGAAUCGGGGUUGUGCUUUCAACUGCUAAUCGAUACAUAUGGCUUCAUCCCAACAUGAUCAGGUUCUAGUAGACGUAAAUUCAUCUGCAAGAAUUCUAACCUUAAACCGGCCUAAGCAGCUCAAUGCCCUUUCAUUUCAGAUGGUUUCUCGGUUAUUAGAACUUUUUCUUGCCUAUGAGGAGGAUCCUAAUGUCAAGCUGGUUAUACUGAAGGGGAAAGGAAGAGCAUUUUGUGCUGGUGGAGAUGUUGCAGCUGUGGUACAUGAUAUUAGAGCAGGUGGAUGGAGAACAGGUGCCAAUUUUUUUAUGAAAGAAUACACUUUAAACUAUUUGAUGGCAACCUAUAGCAAACCGCAGGUUUCAAUUCUUAAUGGAAUCGUUAUGGGAGGUGGGAAUGGUGCUUCAAUGCAUGGUAGAUUCCGUAUUGCUACUGAGAACUCGCUUUUUGCAAUGCCUGAAACAGAUUUGGGACUCUUCCCAGAUGUAGGAGCCUCCUAUUUCUUGUCAAGACUCCCAGGAUUUUUCGGAGAGUAUCUCGGUCUUACUGGUGCCAGAUUGGAUGGUGCAGAAAUGCUUGCAUGUGGCCUAGCAACUCACUUUGUACCUUCAGCAAAAUUACCCAUGUUAGAAGCUGCAUUAUGUGCUGUAAACUCCAGUGAUCCAGCAACCAUUUCAUCAAUUAUUGGUCAAUAUUUCGAGCAACCUUCGUUAAAAGAGCAGAGUGUGUACCAUCGAUUAGCUGUCAUUGAUAGAUGCUUCUCUCAAAAAACAAUUGAAGAAAUUUUAUCUGCUCUUGAGAGGGAGGCUGUUGAUCAAAGGGACGGUUGGAUCUCUGCUACAAUUCAAACACUGAAAAAGGCUUCACCUACCAGUCUUAAAAUUUCUCUUAGAUCAAUUAGAGUCGGGAGACUCGAAGGGGUCGGUCCGUGCCUCGUUCGUGAAUAUAGAAUGGUUUGCCAGGUCAUGCGUGGAGAAUUCAGCAAAGACUUUUUCGAGGGUUGCAGGGCCAUACUGCUGGAUAAAGAUAAGAACCCAAAGUGGGAGCCGUCGAAAUUGGAGCUCGUCACUGAUACUACAGUUGACGGAUAUUUCUCCAAGGUGAACAAUGGAGAUUGGGAAGAUCUCAAGCUUCCAGUUAGAACCAAAUUCACCUUGUCACCCUAUGUCAUUGCAAAGCUUUAGAUGAGCACUUAAAAUGAUCAUGUUUGAGUAUAGGGCAUAAACUU
Messenger RNA from Hibiscus syriacus, 1258 nucleotides. RefSeq names its product 3-hydroxyisobutyryl-CoA hydrolase 1-like. Gene Ontology annotation, biological process: L-valine catabolic process. The record is from RefSeq and is a predicted model, not a curated record. The transcript has 14 exons. Gene Ontology annotation, molecular function: 3-hydroxyisobutyryl-CoA hydrolase activity. NCBI's taxonomy places the organism in Eukaryota, Viridiplantae, Streptophyta, Magnoliopsida, Malvales, Malvaceae. Bases 72 to 1214 code for a protein of 380 amino acids.